This is a messenger RNA of Olea europaea var. sylvestris, 1962 nucleotides long. RefSeq lists its product as uncharacterized. The transcript has 4 exons. The record is from RefSeq and is a predicted model, not a curated record. The coding region runs from base 1 to 1962 and encodes 653 amino acids. NCBI's taxonomy places the organism in Eukaryota, Viridiplantae, Streptophyta, Magnoliopsida, Lamiales, Oleaceae. Gene Ontology annotation, molecular function: zinc ion binding; nucleic acid binding.
AUGGUUGGUGGAAGUGGUCGUGGUCGUCGAGGACAGGUUCCGAUUGAGGAAGUCCAACACCGUGAUCGUAAUAUUCAGGAUGUGACGAUUGAAGAUUUGCAGAGACAAGUUGCGGAGUUAACCCAACGUUUGGCGGAGCAGGAGUUCGUGGAGCGGAUUUUUGAAUAUAAGGAAGUUCUAGAUCGUGUUAAAGUGAAACUGGUCGCCAUCAAACUUAAAGGUAGGGCAUCUACAUGGUGGGAACAGUUAAAGCGUUCACGGGAGCGACAGGGGAAAUCCAAAAUUAUUAACUGGGAGAAGAUGAAGAAGAAGAUGGCACUUCCUCCCUUUCGGCUAUACUCAAACCUUGUUUUAGAGGCUUCAUUCACUAAGUUGGUGGCUCAAAAUGAUUUAUCUGAGACGGAGGAGCAGAUGGUAGCACGCCUUCAUUCAUUAUGGACAGUUUCUGAGGUAUAUCAACGAGCACUUGCAGUAGAGAAACAGCAAAGUAGGAGGCCAGUGGUCAGAGGUAAAGGAAGUCAGCCAGUUCGCUCUCAAGAAUCUCUUCCCGCUUAUCAGCCACAGCGGGAUAGUUCCAGCUCAAGUAUUAAGUGUUUUAGGUGUGGUGAACAGGGGCAUAGGGCGACUGAUUGCAAGAAGCCUGCUGGUCAGAAGAAUAAAAAUCUUCUGAUUGAGGAGGAUAUGAUAGAUGAGUUUAAGGAAGUUGGGGAACCCGUGUAUGAUGAGGGUGAAGAUGAGGACGUACUAUGUGGAGAUGGUCAGGAGACCCUGGUCGUUCGAAAGAGCCUGCUAACUCCCAAGGGCAACUCAGGGGAUGAUUGGUUGAGGACCAACGUUUUCCACACAACCUGCACAGUUGCUGAUAAAGUCUGUAAGCUAAUAAUUGAUAGUGGCAGUUGUGAGAAUGUAGUGUCUGAGGAGGCUAUCGAGAAACUGCAACUAAAGAUGGAUUGUCAUCCCAAACCAUACAAGUUGUCUUGGCUGAAUAAAGGCAGUGAGGUAACGGUAGAAAAACGAUGCUUAGUGUCUUUCUCGAUUGGAAAAAAAUAUUUUGAUAAUGCUUGGUGUGAUGUGGUAUCAAUGGGUGCGUGUCAUGUUUUGUUGGGACGACCUUGGCAGUAUGAUCGCAGUGUUAUCCAUGAUGGGCGGAAGAAUACUUAUUCUCUUAGCAUCAAAGGGAAGAGAAUUGUUUUGGUGCCUCGCAGGGAAGGAAACACCCCUGCCCCGGUAGUUAAAAACCCCAAUCUACUUUCGAUGUCCAGGUUCUUGGUUGAGGUUGGGCGUGAAAAAAUAGUUUAUGCUUUAAUGCCUCGUGAAAAUAGUACAGCGAAUGUGGAUUCAGAAUUUCCAGCAGAAGUACAGCAACUACUGAUGGAGUUUUCUGACUUGAUGCUGGAGGAUCUUCCUCCAGGACUACCACUUAUGAGGGACAUUCAACAUCAGAUCGACCUCAUUCCGGGAUCGAGUCUACCAAACCGACCAGCAUAUCGCCUCAGCCCCAAGGAAGCUGAGGAGUUGCAGCGACAGGUGGUAGAAUUAUUGGAAAGGGUCUACAUUCGUGAGAGUAUGAGUCCUUGUACAGUUCCUGCUCUCCUAGUGUCGAAGAAAGAUGGGUCAUGGCGUAUGUGUGUUGACAGUAGGGCAAUUAACAGGAUUACAGUGAAGUACAUGUUUUCAAUUCCCCGUCUGGACGACAUGUUGGAUCAAUUGUCCGGUUCUAAGGUCUUCUCAAAAAUUGACCUUAAAAGUGGAUACCACCAGAUCAGAAUCAGACCUGGAGAUGAGUGGAAGACCGCGCUCAAGACACAGCAUGGGUUAUACGAGUGGAUGGUCAUGCCCUUUGGACUAUCCAACGCACCCAGCACUUUUAUGAUGUUUAUGCAUCAGGUUUUACGGCCUUUCAUGGCGAAGUUUGUGGUAGUUUAUUUUGAUGACAUCAUCUUCGUGCUGUCUUUGAUGUAA